AUGCCAACCUACUCAAGAUUUCUUAAGGAAAUCUUGAGUGGGAAGCGAGAUUGUGACAUAAAGGAGACGGUGAACCUCAUCGAAAAUUGUAGUGCUAUUAUUCUUAACCAAAUGCCACCCAAACUCAAAGACCCGGGUAGUUUUUCUAUCCCUUGUGCUAUUAAGACGCUUGAAAUAAGAAAUACUUUGUGUGAUUUGGGUGCUAGUGUAAGUCUAAUGCCUUAUUCGGUGUAUACCAAGCUUGAAGUUGGUGAUCUUGUCCCAACCAACAUUACAUUGCAACUUGCCGACCGUUCGGUCAAAUACCCUAUUGGCAAGAUUGAGGAUGUACCCUUGAGAGUUGGUGGAUUUGUGAUCCCCGUCAAUUUUAUGGUCCUAGACAUAGAUGAGGACGUGCAUGUCCCUAUUAUUCUUGGUCUCCCAUUUUUGGCCACGGCGGGGGCCAUUAUUGAUGUCAAGCAAGGUAAAAUUACUUUGGAAGUUGGGAAGGAAAGUUUGUUUUUUGACUUGAACAAGGCCAUGAGUUAUCCUAGUUCUACUAAUGAGAAAUGUUUCUUGGUCGACUCUUUUGAUCCCUUAGUGUAUGACAUGCAUGAUCACUUUCUCACUACUAACGAUUCACUUGAGUGUGCUCUUUUGAAUAGAGAAAUCUUAGGUGAUUUAGGGGUUGAAGGAGCCAACUACACGGAACUAUUGGAUUCUACCUCACCUUGUGCUCAAUCGGAGCAAUGCUUGAUUGUGCUUGAUCAAAAUGAAGCUUCGGAUAAUAAUGAAUGCCGAAUUGGUAAGGAAGCUCCUAAGGUAGAGCUAAAACCUCUACCUUCGAGCUUAAGGUACAUCUUUCUCGGUCCAAAUUCUUCUUACCCCGUUAUUAUAAACUCUUCUUUGGACGACGAGCAAGUGCUCAAGCUCACUAAUGUUUUGAAACGUCAUCAAAGGGAUUUGGGCUACACCCCCAACACUUUGCAUUCAUCAUAUCGAGCUUGA
This is a messenger RNA of Spinacia oleracea (spinach), 987 nucleotides long. RefSeq lists its product as uncharacterized. NCBI's taxonomy places the organism in Eukaryota, Viridiplantae, Streptophyta, Magnoliopsida, Caryophyllales, Amaranthaceae. The record is from RefSeq and is a predicted model, not a curated record. The transcript has a single exon. The coding region runs from base 1 to 987 and encodes 328 amino acids.